GACAUUCCCCCAAUCCGGGCCCACGAAUCCGGUCGUGGCAAGGGAUGUAACCAUCCACAGGGCGCCUGAAUGGAUCAUUGUUUCACUCCUUACGCCUUGCAGGCGGUUCUUAUAAAGGCUUCAAUCCAGGGGGAAGCACAAGGCUAGCUGGAUUCAUUGUCUACCAUUCAGUCGUCGUUCUUUCUUUAUUCAGGUACCACCACCCCACUACCACUGGCACUAUCCCAAUCAACACACCCCUCUAUUUACUACUACCCCCUACAGUAACAACCGAAUCACCACCAUGUGGACCAAACCCCUCCUCGCAACCACCGCCUCCCUGGCCUACUUCCUCUCUUUCACCUCCGCCCAAACCCCCAACACCAAUGCCCCCAUAACCACCGACAACCACGGCAAACUGUACCGCGCCGAGCUCCAACCCAAGGAUAACACCACCGUUGGCGGACACGUCACCACAUACUCCGGUCCCAGCAAGGUCGGAAUCAACUUUGACAUUGAAUUCUGGGGAAUUCCUACUGACGGUCAACCCUUGGCCUACCACAUCCACGAAAAGCCCGUCCCCGAAGACGGAAACUGCUACAGUACAGGCGCCCACCUCGACCCUUAUAAACGGGGCGAUACCAUCCCUUGCGAUAUUAAGGCGCCCGAGACCUGUCAGGUGGGGGAUUUGAGUGGCAAGCAUGGUCCUGUGUGGGCGCCUGAGGAUGAGACUUUCUCGGUGACGUAUACGGAUUGGUUUGUGUCGAAUGUGGUGGGGGAUGUUUCGUUCUUUGGCAAUUUGUCGGUGGUGGUGCAUGCGUCGGAUAAUUCGAGAUUGGCGUGUGGGAACUUUGAGCUGUUUGAUUUUAGUCAUUGAUGGGUUGGGGAUGGGUGUGUAUGUUGAUGGGGAUGGUUUAGGUUUGAUGGCUGUGUUUAGGUUUAAUGACUGGACUACUAGUUCAGCCCUGCGGCUGUGCUCAUAGGUUUUGGUGGAAUCU
Messenger RNA from Aspergillus sclerotioniger CBS 115572, 977 nucleotides. Its product is annotated as putative cytosolic Cu/Zn superoxide dismutase. Bases 284 to 856 code for a protein of 190 amino acids. Gene Ontology annotation, biological process: superoxide metabolic process. NCBI's taxonomy places the organism in Eukaryota, Fungi, Ascomycota, Eurotiomycetes, Eurotiales, Aspergillaceae. The record is from RefSeq and is a predicted model, not a curated record. Gene Ontology annotation, molecular function: metal ion binding. The transcript is spliced from 3 exons.